Messenger RNA from Leptidea sinapis, 730 nucleotides. Its product is annotated as nucleoside diphosphate kinase 6-like. Gene Ontology annotation, molecular function: nucleoside diphosphate kinase activity. Gene Ontology annotation, biological process: CTP biosynthetic process; GTP biosynthetic process; UTP biosynthetic process. The coding region runs from base 121 to 636 and encodes 171 amino acids. Lineage: Eukaryota; Metazoa; Arthropoda; Insecta; Lepidoptera; Pieridae. The transcript is spliced from 3 exons. The record is from RefSeq and is a predicted model, not a curated record.
GCUAAAUAUUAUUAUUGUUUCAUCAUACUUCCUAGUCAUUGCCCAUUGUUAUUUUAUACUGUAAACAAAAAUGAUUACACUAUUUUAUAGUACUGAAAAUAUGUAUAAAAUUAUUACAAUAUGUCGAAAUUACAACUGUCAUUAGCUAUAAUUAAACCUCAUGCAGUUAAAAAUCCAGUGGCUUUGGCGUAUAUCCGUAACGUUAUCAAAAAUAAUUUUGCAGUUAUAAAAACUCAAAGGGUUUCUUUAGAUAAAGAGACUGCCGGCAACUUCUAUUUAGAACAUGUCCAGAAGUUCUUUUUCAAUAGACUUGUGACAUUCAUGUCUAGUGGAUGCAUAGAUGUACAUAUAAUUGCACAUACAAAUGCUAUACAAUUGUGGAGACAAAUGUUAGGCCCAACAAAGGUAUACAGAGCCCAAUUUGAAGAUCCCUAUUCAUUGAGGGGCAUGUUUGGAAUAUCUGACACAAGAAAUGUUGCUCAUGGCUCAGACUCACCAAUAUCAGCAGAAAAAGAAAUAAAAUUUUUCUUUCCGGAGUUUUCAUUUUACAAUUGGCACACAAAUGAAGAGGAGAGAUUUAGAAAAGGACCUAUAGUUUUCAAUAAACAUUUAUUCCAACAUGUUAGGAAACUUUAAUGACUAAAGUAUAAAUAUAUAUGUAGAUAAAUUCUGGUUAGCUUUAUUAUUUGUUAAAGUUGUUUGUUUUUAAAUAUAAUUCUAUAUAUAUCAA